CCGAGCACCGGAAGCACGUGUCCGCGGGGCGGGGGCCGCGGCACUCCCGGCUCUCCCGCCCCCUAAGGCGGUUUCCGCGGCGAACUCGGGGCGCGGCGACAACGCGCGCCCACCCGGCGCCCCCGGAGCGACGGAACCAUGUUGACUGCGUUGGGCCUGCUGGUCUCAGAAGGCAGCUCAGACCGCUAGGUCCCGGGUUCGGGUCCUGCGGUGCCAGCCGGUUGUAGAGGAGCUGAGAGCCUCACGCAGGCAGGAUGGCCCUGGUGCCCUACGUGGAGAACGCAGGGAUGGGACUGCAGAAAUUCCACCAGCCUCUCGCCACCUUCUCUUUUGCCAGCCACACGAUUCAGAUUCGGCAGGACUGGAGGCAGUUGGGAGUCGCAGCAGUGGUUUGGGACGCGGCUGUCGUUCUUUCCACAUACCUGGAGAUGGGAGCCAUGGAGCUCAGGGGCUGCUCUGCUGUGGAGCUAGGUGCUGGCACUGGGCUGGUGGGCAUAGUGGCUGCCUUGCUGGGUGCUCAUGUUACUAUCACAGAUCGAAAAGUAGCAUUAGAAUUCCUGAAGUCAAACGUUCAAGCCAACUUACCUGUUCAUGUUCAGCCCAGAGCCAUUGUUAAAGAGCUGACUUGGGGACAGUUGGAGAACUUUUUACCUGGAGAAUUUGACCUCAUACUUGGAGCUGAUAUCAUCUACUUAGAAGAAACAUUCACAGAGCUCCUUCAAACACUGGAAUAUCUUUGCAGUAACCACUCUGUGAUUCUUCUAGCUUGCCGGAUUCGCUAUGAACGGGAUAAUAAGUUUUUAUCAAUGCUGGAGAAGCAAUUCACUGUGAGUCAAGUUCACUAUGACCCAGAAAAAGAUGUAUACAUUUACAGAGCACAAAAAAGAAGCCAGAGGGAAGACUUGUAGUUGACUUUAAUUUAUGAGUGUUGUCAUUGAAUGUGUCAGCUAAGAUCUUGGACUGGAAAUCUACCGUCAUUCAUGAAAUUGUUUACUGUACAAAAAGUCUACUGAAAGCCUCUCAAGUUCAUGUACAGUUUCCAAACAGAGCAGCACUUUGUCCAGUUGUGACUUUCUUAGUGAUGUACUCACUUUGGUAUUGAUCUCACAUUAAAGGUUUCUUCUGUAUCUCUUA
Molecule: messenger RNA, 1134 nt
Organism: Erinaceus europaeus (western European hedgehog)
Lineage: Eukaryota; Metazoa; Chordata; Mammalia; Eulipotyphla; Erinaceidae
Gene: METTL21A
Product: methyltransferase 21A, HSPA lysine
Exons: 5
Coding region: 255-908 (217 amino acids)
Biological process (GO): peptidyl-lysine methylation
Cellular component (GO): cytoplasm; cytosol
Molecular function (GO): protein-lysine N-methyltransferase activity
Source: RefSeq, a predicted model, not a curated record